ACAUCGUAUUUAUGGUCUGUUCGUUUCGUGCAAGACGGUGGUUUUUAUGAACUUUGGCUGGAACAUCGACUACAGAUAAAACCCAGCAUAGAUGACAAGCUUGAAAACCUGCUCACCUUUGUCAUUUUCUUCUGGGACAUGAAAGCAAGUAUU
This is a messenger RNA of Mycotypha africana, 153 nucleotides long. RefSeq lists its product as uncharacterized. The transcript has a single exon. NCBI's taxonomy places the organism in Eukaryota, Fungi, Mucoromycota, Mucoromycetes, Mucorales, Mycotyphaceae. The record is from RefSeq and is a predicted model, not a curated record. The annotation marks the transcript as partial.